CGGAGACAUCCAAGGAAACGUGAGGGGAUCAAAACAUCACAGACAUCAUCUCCUACUGCAGAUAAUACUGCUGUAAACCCAACUGAACUGACUGAAACAAGAGAGGCUGUGAGUGGCAAGAGGAGAUGAGAACUUAGUGGACAACGGCCAAUGGAUCAGAAUCAGAUGGAGGGAGGGUCAGCCUAUCAAACUGGAGCCAGAGGAGGGAAGAGGAGUGAAAGACUGUGCUCACGAGAGGAGAGGAAGAGGAGGAAGACGUCUGGGAUGGUGGAGGAAGGCCAGCAGAGGCACCCUGACAACUCAUCAUCGUCCAGUAUCUCCCACGAUGAUCGCAGUUCAGCGACCAGCGGCCUGGACGUGGCCGACCGCCUCACCUACCUGGAGCAGAGGAUGCAGAUGCAGGAAGAUGAAAUCCAGCUGUUGAAGAUGGCGUUGGCAGACGUCCUCAAGAGGCUGAACAUCUCAGAGGAGCACCAGGCAGCUGCAGCCUCUGCCAAGAGAGCACCGGGGGUCAAAGCCAGGCCAGUGUCUCUGGCUCUGCCCUCCAGACCAUCUAUGGUGACCUCCAGCACUGCUUCCCUGAAGAAGAGCUCCACACUGCCCUCUGGUGGCCCAUCCAGGAACUACAGCCCCACACCAUCACGGAGUGGUGUGAAGAGUCCAGCAGGCAGUGUGAAAGACAGUCCAUGUAAGGCUGCCAGAAUACGACCCAGCUCUGCAGCGUCGGCCUCUAAAAAGCCUCAGGAAGGCACCAAGUCCAAGGAGACCUCAGUAAAUCUAGGGACCAGACGUGUGACACACUGCAAAGUGACUAUGCAGAUCUAUCUGAGCCCCCUCGCAAGAAAGACUGGGUCUUCUGAGACCGCCAAAUCUCCAGCAGCGGUGCCUACCCACAGCAGGCCGACGGCUGCACCCACCAACCCCCAAGCGAAGGCGAGCAAUAAACCAGAGACGAGGAAAGCGACCCCGUCCUUCACACUAAACCUCCAGAAAACAACAACCAGCCAGAACACGCCACAGGAAACGUCCAGCUACAAAAGCCCCACCAAAUCCCCCAGCCAGUACUUCCAGAUUUGCUACUGAGGGACCUGAGGAGUUAUGUUCUUCUAAUCUUAAACACAGUUUCACUGAUUUCCACAGAUAGCAAUUAGCAAUCAUUUACUUGACUACUUUGGAUGGGGAAAAAAAACCCUAAAGGGAUUAUUUUAUCUCCCUGCCUUUGAGCGUUCUAAACUAGUAUGAGCCUCCCAAAUCAGAAAGCCUCAGAAAACAUAUAAAGAAUAUUUUAACAUGUGGAUGGUUGUGCCUCAUUAAACUGAAGGGAUGCCAUGGUUAUUUUCCGCUAUGUUCCUGAAUCGCACAUAUAAAUUUGAAGCCACACCGUUGUGCUGAUUUAAGACAUUUUCAGCAAUAUUUUUGUUUUACAGUGUAAGUAACUGAUAGUGUUUUACAGCAGUUGUAUUUAUUCUGAAGGUAGUUUGAAAGCUUUCAUGAAUUUUCCACUGUUUAGUCGUAGAUCUGUUCUACAUACUGUACACACACACUCGCUAGUUCCUGCAAUAUACUGUUCUCAAUAAAUGUCUAUGUUUAAGUGUCUCUCGUUGCUCAGUCUGUGAAGUGUGUUCCAUAAGUCAGCAUAUGGGUGUGUAGUCGUCUUAAAGCGCUGCUUGUUUGAUGUAAGAAAGAGACUGUCUUAUUGUACGUUUGCUGUGUUGUUUCCAGUUUUGUAGUUGUUUCCACACUGUGCAUAGCCAAUAUACAGUAUGUAACAGAAUCAGGCUCAUUCUUGUCCACGACUCAGCUGCAGUAAAACAAUAAACGUCUGUGUGCUGAUCA
This is a messenger RNA of Sphaeramia orbicularis (orbiculate cardinalfish), 1836 nucleotides long. Its product is annotated as echinoderm microtubule-associated protein-like 1. The coding region runs from base 151 to 1083 and encodes 310 amino acids. The record is from RefSeq and is a predicted model, not a curated record. The transcript has 7 exons. Lineage: Eukaryota; Metazoa; Chordata; Actinopteri; Kurtiformes; Apogonidae.